AACACUGGCCGCCCACUAAAGAUGGCGGCGGAGCUGCAUCCGCGGAGCGGAAAGCUGAUCGGCCUGUCCAACUCGAACCGAACCGCCCGGCGCAACCAGCCAGUCCAGGAGUUCAACCAUGGCCUGGUGCUUAGCAAGGAACCGCUGAGGGACCGAGAUGUCUUCACUGUCCGCAUUGACAAGAAGGUGAACUCGUGGAGCGGUUCCAUUGAGAUUGGCGUGACGGCACUGGACCCUGCUGCGCUGGACUUCCCCAGCAGCGCCACAGGCCUUAAGGGCGGCUCCUGGAUCGUGUCGGGCUGCUCGGUGCUGCGGGACGGCCGCUCAGUCCUGGAGGAGUACGGCCGGGACCUCGACCAGCUAGCCGAGGGCGACCGCGUGGGCAUUCAGCGCAGCUCCCGCGGUGAGCUCCACCUGUGGGUUAACGGUCAGGACUGCGGUGCGGCCGCCAGCGGCUUGCCGCCCAAGCUCUGGGCCGUGGUGGACCUGUACGGCAAAUGCACUCAAGUGACGGUGGUGAGCUGUGAGCCGCCACCGUCCUCUGCAGAGAGGGAGAGAGAGACAAUAGAGCGGGACGAGGAGGAUGAUGAGGAGGAGGAGGAGGAAGAGGAAGAAGAGGUGGUGGUAUGCGGAGGUCGGGACGAUGCAGGAAUCACGGCACUUAUGAAUGUGGCAGCAAUGAAUGGAAUGAUGAAUGGAGAUGAAGUGCCUGAGCUUAGCUGCAGUCACAGCAGACCCGACAAGUUCCCCAACAACCUGGAGCCCGACACAGUCCUAACGGAGCACCAGCUCUUCGACGUGUUCAACAACGCAAUAGUAUCUUUUUAUCGCUCUGAGGAUGAGGGCGGAGGGGAGGAUGGUGGUGGAGGAGGAGGAGCAGGAGGAGGCAGCAGUGGAAUUGAAGGAGGAGGAAAUACAGGAAGUGACUCCUCUUCCAGAAAUGACAGAGGGAGCAGCGGCGGAGGAGGAAGUGCAGUGAACAGCGACAGUGGGACAGGGACAACAGGAGGAGGUGGUGGUGGUGGAGGUGGAGAAGGUGGAAAUACUAAUAACAGCCCUUCCAGUAAUGGAGGGGUGGGGCCAGGAGCUCUGACAGGUGGGAUGACCACCAAUGACGCGCUGCUGUUCCACGAGAAAUGUGGCACACUGAUCAAACUGAGCAACAACAACAAGACGGCAGAGCGGAGGAGGCCGCUGGACGAGUUCAACAACGGCGUGGUGAUGACCAACCGGCCGCUCCGACACAACGAGAUGUUCGAGAUCCGUAUUGAUAAAUUGGUGGACAAGUGGUCGGGCUCAAUAGAAAUUGGUGUGACCACGCACAACCCCAACAACCUGGACUAUCCUGCAACUAUGACCAAUCUGCGCUCAGGUACAAUCAUGAUGAGUGGCUGUGGGAUACUAACCAACGGGAAAGGAACGCGCAGGGAAUACUGUGAAUUCAGCCUCGAUGAACUCCAGGAGGGAGAUCACAUUGGGUUGAUGCGCAAAGCCAGCGGAGCACUCCAUUUCUACAUCAAUGGCAUCGACCAAGGUGUUGCUGCAGCCCAGACCCCCGGCGUGGUCUACGGCGUGGUCGACCUCUACGGCAUGGCCGUCAAAGUCACCAUAGUCCACAACCACAACCACAGUGACCGCCUCAGACGCAACAACGCCAUCAUGAGGGCUUUAUCGCCUGAUGUUGGUCGGCCCCGGCCGGCUCUCUCCCUCACUCCAGACACAGAGGGGCCAGACCGCCUGCUCUUCCACCCCAACUGUGGCCAGAAGGCUGCUAUCAUUAGUGACGGCAGGACGGCGCUGCGGCCACAUGCAACUGAUGACUUCAACCACGGCGUGGUCCUGAGCAGUCGGCCUCUGCGCUCCAAUGAGGUGUUCCAGGUCCGCAUUGACAAGAUGGUGGACAAGUGGGCAGGUUCAAUCGAAAUCGGUGUCACAACGCACAACCCUGCGUACCUGCAGCUGCCCUCCACCAUGACAAACUUGCGCUCAGGGACGUGGAUGAUGACGGGGAACGGCGUGAUGCACAAUGGAACAACGAUACUGGAUGAGUACGGACACAACCUGGACCGGCUCAAGGCAGGUGACACAGUAGGUGUGGUGAGGAAAGAAGAUGGCAGCCUCCACUUCUUUGUGAAUGGUGUGGCUCAGGGCCCAGCAGCCUGGAACAUCCCUCCGAGCGUCUAUGCUGUGGUCGACCUCUAUGGGCAGGCUGCUCAGGCCACCAUCAUGGAUGACAUGGUGGACCUCCCCCCUCUCCCAGAGGACAGCUCAGAGGGCCCCACGGCCAUGUCCCCAGGGAGCCCUUGCUCGGUAGCCGGGGCCACCACGACCAGUGACCUGCGUUUCCACCAGCUACAUGGCACCAACGCCGUCAUCACCAACGGGGGGCGCACCGCCCUGCGUCAGAACUGCCGCAGCGAGUUCAACGACGCCAUUGUCAUUUCCAACAGGUGCCUUCGAGAUGGAGAGCUGUUUGAAAUCGUUAUUCAGAAGAUGGUGGACCGCUGGUCGGGUUCAAUAGAAGCAGGAGUAACAGCCAUCAGACCAGAGGAGCUCGAGUUUCCAAACACUAUGACUGAUAUCGACUACGACACCUGGAUGCUCAGUGGAACAGCCAUCAUGCAGGAUGGCAACACGAUGCGCAACAACUACGGCUGCGACCUGGACUCCCUGACCACGGGCUCACGGAUCGGCAUGAUGCGCUCCGCCACCGGUGACCUCCACUAUUACAUCAAUGGCGUGGACCAAGGUGUCGCCUGCUCCGGUUUGCCACCAGAGGUGUAUGCAGUGAUUGACCUGUAUGGUCAGUGCGUUCAGGUGUCCAUCACCAGCUCCUCAGGCCCGUUGGACAACAGCCUCUGUACCAGCAACAUCACUGAGAAGAGCUUCCCCAUCCACUCUCCAGUAGCAGGCAUUGCUCAUCGGCUCCACAGUAAACACGGUAAGAAUGUGGUGCUGCUCGGAGAAGGCUGCCAGGCCGUCAGAGUCGGCGGUUACGCUCACGGCAUCGUGUUCAGCGCAAAGGAACUCAAAGCAGACGAGCUGUUUGAGGUGAGGAUUGAUGAAGUGGACGAGCAGUGGUGCGGUUCGCUGCAUAUCGGUCUGACCACGCUGGCACCUCAGGAGCUGCCGUCCUGCCCGCUGUCAGGUCUCUCCCCCUCCCUCCCGCAGCUUCGCACCAAGGUCACCUGGCUGCUCUGCGGCUCUGAGGUCCGUCGCAACGGCGUGCUGCAGCGCCAGAACUACGGCUGCUCACUGGACCGGCUGACGGUUGGAAACCGUGUCGGUGUGAAGAGGUGCAGCGAUGACACCAUGCACAUCUUCAUUGACGGAGAAGACAUGGGACCUGCUGCUACUGCGGUGGCUAAGAAUGUGUAUGCAGUUCUAGACCUGUACGGGCGGAUAACAGCGGUGUCCAUCGUCAGCUCCUCGUUGAUGGAGGACAUGGAGAGCGUCAAGGCGCCUUCGCUCUCCUCAGACAGCUGCAGUGAAGGAGAGGAGGACAGCACCCCGGUCAGAGAGGUUGAGACCGAGCCGUGUACGCUGAUGCCCACGGUCAUGGCGUUCCUGGAAAACCACGGCAAAAACAUCCAGCUGUCCAACCAGAACCUGACAGCAGCCAGAGUGUCGAGCUACAACCAGGGCCUGCUGGUCACCGCCCAGCCGCUGGCUCGCCAGCAGCUGUUCCAGUUUCAGAUCGACCGUCUGAAUCCGUCAUGGACGUCGUCACUGUCACUAGGGGUGAUAGGUCACUCCCCCGACCGGCUCAACUUCCCUUCCACAGCGUGCUGUCUGAAACGCUCCGCCUGGCUGCUGCAGAGAGACUCUGUCUUCCACAACUCGCUAAAGAUAUGUGAGAACUAUGGUCCUAAUCUGGACACUUGUCCGGAGGGGACGGUGUUGGGUCUGCUGGUGGACUCCAACAGUUGUCUCCACCUCUACGUCAACGGCAUGGACCAGGGCGUGGCGGCGCAGGACAUUCCUUCACCCUGUUACCCCUUCAUCGACCUCUAUGGCCAGUGUGAACAGGUCACUAUAGUUACUAACAAUGUGCCAGCUGUGGGUGGAGAGAGUGGUGAGACCCGCUGUCAGGGCGACAUGGAGAAGGCCGACAUGGUUGACGGAAUCAAAGAGAGUGUGUGCUGGACGCCGCCUCCAGAGGUCAACCCCAACAAGACCUGCGAGUACCAGGCACUGUGCUCACGCUUCAAGGACUUGCUCACGUUACCAGAUGGUUACUUCAACGAGGAUGCAAAGUACAACCUGUGCUACUGUGAGUCCUGCCACAAGCUCAGAGGCGACGAGGCGUAUUACAAGAGAGGCGAGCCGCCCCGUGACUACGCCCUGCCCUUCGGAUGGUGCCGCUUCGCCCUCAGGAUCAAGCCCCACUGUGAGGUUUCCAAUGCACUGAAGAAGUGGCACAUCGCAUACCACGGCACAAGUGUAGGAGCCCUGCGACGCACCCUGGACCACAGUCAGCUGCUGCCUGGGACGUCGCCCAUCUUCUCAGUGUCUCCGGUGAAGGCGGAGGGGCCCAACGGUUACAGCGAGCCAGAGGAGAACAGCGCCCCUGGCAGGGAGGUUCCCAGAGUGCGGCUCUCCCCCACCAUGCGCUACUCUGGCUUGGAGAUCUUUGCUCCCAAAGUGCAAUUUCGGGACCCCCGCUCUCACCGCUGCCACCAGGCCCAGGUGGGAUUCCAGGUAUGUGUGCGUCCAGGCUCCUACAAGGUGGGACCCCAGACCCUGGGCCACAGCGAGCCCCUGGACCCUCGCUUCAGCAACUCAGAGAUCGAGUGGAUUACUAAGGAGCAGGGCGGCACGCUCCUCUACGGACUGCUCGUGCGGAUCGAGUGAACAGAGCAGCGAUGGAGGCAUUCGGGUGGAAGUGGGGAGGGUCCGCGUGGCACUCCUCGUUCUUUUAAUAAACUGACAACCAAAUCCAACCCCUGCCUUGAGCAAGAGACUCCUCUGGAAUCCAGUUGUUCCUACUUUUUUUUGUUGACAAUUCAGCAUUGAUUUUUUUUUUUCUUUUUUUGUUUGCUCUUGGACUCUUUUAACGGCCGGGGGCUAUGGUGGUUUAAAGAAGAACAGACACUGCCUGCACUUUAUGUUUCGGACACUCGUGGGCGAUUUUUAAAAAUAACUUCUCAUCGACACGACACGUUUGUUCAUUCACUGCAGUUUUUUUUUUUUUUAAGCCGCGUUUUUGUUCUCAUUCUUCCUGACAAAUUGUUUUUUACCACCCUCACAAACAGCCAUGUCUCUUUUUUGGCACUUAUUUUAUCACUUCUCACCUCUGCUCUGGUCAGUGUUUUAUUUUAGGAGGAGCUGUCCCCUGCCAACCUGCACGUCACUGGACUGUCACCUAAAAAGACUGAAAUGUGGAAGGAAAAAAAAAGUGAGUGAUGAGUGACAAUGUUUUCACAAAAAUAUAUUUAAAAAAAAAUAACAGAAAGACACUUGAAUCUGAGACUAAACCCAAGAGUGUCUUGUGAUUGUGACUUCUUUGGGAGGAGGGAAGAUUUUAAACCUGGAGGAAGAAAAAAAACGUUUACACAUGUACCACAGUAUGUUGCUGUCCUCUCUGUGUCUCCACAUUAGAAGUCUGGCUACUUUAUUAGUCCUGUUUGCAUUUCUUUUAUGGCCCAGCAUCACUUCUCACUCCUCUUGUCAAAUGGAAAAAACAAUCACAGAUUUAAACUGUGGAAAAAAACUGGAAAGAUUUUUUUUUUUUUAAUUCAGAAAAUUCUCCUCCUACACCUUUUGCAGAGCUAAAAAUAGUGUGAGGUAAUGAAAUGGAAAAUUAUGUUCCAGACUGACAGCUUUUGUGCUACAAGUAUACGUUGUUUAAACAUUUCAUAAUGAGGAUACAUCAUGAAAUGUUUAAAAUAAAAAAAACUUGCUUCUGUAUUUGGUGGGUUGGGAUGAACCUACUGCUACUGGCACAAUUGCAAAGAUUUAAACAAACUUUUAUACAUUUUGGGAAAUAAGCUUAUCCACUUUCUAGCCAAGAGUUGGAUUAUACCACUCUCAUGUCUGUACAGUAAAUACAAAACUGCAGCCAGAGCCUGUUUGGCACUUUCCUGGAUGGUUCCUAUAGAAAAGCUCAGGGAAGCGGCUGCAGGAAAGUUGACAAGACAUAAAUUUGACAAAGCAAACACUAAGUCUUCAUCCUUGAAGUCUGUUCUUAUGUAAAAGCAAAAAAUACAGUUUGAAAACACUUGUUGAAGCUGAGAUUUAUGCUCAAAUGGACAUGUUUUCAAAGAAUAUUUUUUACUUGUACAUGAGCAAAAUUUGAUGAGGACUAAGUGACUGAUCUAAUGUGGGUCUGGGCAACUGGACCCUCCUCCUUUACAUUUAAUGGCACAAUCGCUUCCCUGAACUUUUCUAUGAGAAAUAUCCAGGAACGGUCCCGAACAGGAGCCAGCACCUGGUUCAGAGACAAUGACAUCCACCUCUCAGAAACCCUGAUGCUCACUGAGUGUUUGUUUAAUCCCCACAUUCACUUAAAAGAAUUCACCAGUUAUGUGCCAAAUUAUUUUCUGGACCAGUUGCCAGGCAACCAGUGCAGUGUCCGUUGUUAGCCUGGCAACUAGUAACAGUCCAGGUCAACAAAUAUUUCGCCACAUAACCACCUGUGCAUCUGUGAGUUAACAUUUUUACACUUGAGAUUUUGUACAGAUUAAACAAAAAGAGAUGUUCACCAGUGAGCUUUAGAUGAGCUGUCAGUGAGUUUUGUUCCCUUGAGGCAGAGAACAGCUAACGCUCUCGUGGCUGUAGCUUCAUGCUAGCAUACAUUCAAUCUUCAAAAGUGGUUAAAAAGUGGAUCAACUAUAAUUCCCAAAAUGUGAAUUAUUUCAUUUAAAAGGUGGUUAGAUAGACUGAAGCCAAAGGCUGGAUGUUUUCCACAUCAUCUCCCCUUCACCGUUUACACUAGAUCCAUACACACCUCCACUCCUCUGAUCCAUCCAUCCAUUACAGCUGACUGUUUACUGGGCAGGACCAGGAAGGAGUGUUAGGAUCAGCAGGACGUCGAGUCGUCUGCACACCCCCGACCUGUGCUGGUGUUUACAUGUGAAUGUUAUUAAUUAGAGCUCUGCAGUUCUAAUAUGUCAGCUAACAUCACUUGAUUUACAUUUGUCAAAAUAGUUUUUACCUGAUCCAAGACAUCCACCUAAUGACUGAUUGUAUGUGAACAGCUUUCCAAAGUGUUUCUUGAUUUUCACCGGUCUCAGUCCUGGUGCCAAUUUGAUAAAACCUACAACAAAACAUGAAACCUCAAGAUUUUUUUUUCCCCUGAAGUUUUGACAAGUCAAGCUCAAAAAUUAUAAUUAAAGAAGCUCUGUGACCCUCUAAGAGCAGCUGUGAUCUGAUUGAUGGAAAAUCUGUGGGGUUUGACAAAGGAAAAACUUCUGAUCAAAAAUGUGAAAAAAUGUUAUUAUAUGGGUUAUUUAUGGCCCAUUGCUGCUUUGUACAAUUUCAUUUAUAUUACUUUGUUUUUGUUUUCUGUAUGUUGCAUUGUACAGGCUGUUACAUAACAAAUCAUAUCUUCCUGAUUUAUAAAAAAUAAUAAACUGAGACAGUAUGCACAGA
This is a messenger RNA of Toxotes jaculatrix (banded archerfish), 7593 nucleotides long. RefSeq names its product neuralized E3 ubiquitin protein ligase 4 (gene neurl4). The coding region runs from base 22 to 4854 and encodes 1610 amino acids. Gene Ontology annotation, molecular function: ubiquitin protein ligase activity. The record is from RefSeq and is a predicted model, not a curated record. The transcript has 29 exons. Lineage: Eukaryota; Metazoa; Chordata; Actinopteri; Toxotidae.